Messenger RNA from Plasmodium relictum, 3317 nucleotides. RefSeq names its product surface-associated interspersed protein (SURFIN). The transcript has 2 exons. The annotation marks the transcript as partial. NCBI's taxonomy places the organism in Eukaryota, Apicomplexa, Aconoidasida, Haemosporida, Plasmodiidae. The record is from RefSeq and is a predicted model, not a curated record.
AUGAAUACUGAAAAAAAAAUCAAUAUAAGAAAAAUUAGAAGUGCUUCACAAUAUGGGCAUCAAUAUGACACCUGGAAGGGUCAAGUUAUUAGUAAUUUUGACCAUGAGCUUCAUAAUAUUUAUAUAGAAGGAGAUCACACAGAAAAAAGAAGAAAAUGCAGAAACUUCAACAACAAGGUAGAUGACACAAAAGAAGAAUUUAUGGGAGUAAAAUCAACAACAUUAAACGUUAAUGGAGAUCCUGAAGAAGCAUGGAAUGAAAUUGAACAACAUAUAAAGACAAAAAUUAGACAAUAUAGCAAUCUUAAAUGUAUAAGAAUUCCUAGUAUUCAUCCAAAAGAUGUAAGAGAUAAAAGGAAUAAAAUAAUGUAUUUCUGUGAAGAUAGAGAUAAACGUUUUUAUUCCCUAAAAAUGAGCAAAAAAAAGGAUGAUUGUUUAAAUUAUAAUCAAUGGAUAAAUAAUGAAAAGAAUAAAUUUCAGACAGACAAUCCAUGGAGUAUAAGUGAUAGCAUGGGAAAUAAUCAAGCUUUUAAAACUUCUAAUAAUUGUACAUUGAUCAAUAUGGAUAUGUUUUCCAAUGAGAGUUGUGAUAAAUAUAACCAGAUCCCUCAAAAAACGAGUAGUUCACAAAGCCGACAACGGUCAGGUUCUCCUCUAAUUACACAAAAAACUCCUAGAAGUACAGCAACUCCUAUCAAAAUAACUCUACCUACUGCUACCAUUAAUCCUACAACUAUAUUUACGCCUACACCUACAACUUCAACUAUACUUACACCUACAACCACAACUAAAUCUGUAACUAUACCUAAAUCUACAAUUGCACCACCACCUACAUCUCCAUCUACACCUCCAUCUACAACUACAACCAUAUCUCCAUCUACACCUCUAUCUACAACUACAACCACAUCUCCAUCUACAACUAUAACUACACUUGCAUCUGCACUUAAAACUAUACCUACAUCUACAAAUGCAACUACUAGUACAACCACACCUACACCUACCUCUACACCUCAACCUACACCUUCAACUACAGCUACACAAGCUACUACAACUACGUCUACAAAUGUAUCAACAACUCAAAAUACAUCACUACUUAGAUCUACUAUAAAACCUACAACUACAUCUGCACCUAUCUCUACAAAUACACCUGCACUUUUAACUACAAAAGCCAUUACACCUACAGCUCCACAAGCAACUACAUCUAAUCAUUCAUCAACAACUACACCUGCAUCUAUAGUUACACCUCCACCUACCUCUAUAACUACACAAUACAAUACAUCUACUACUACGCCUACAACACCACCUGCAUCUACGUCUACACCUAAAGCAGCACCUACACCUUCAACUACACAAGCAACUACACCCAUAUCUACAAAAGUGCCUAUAACUACACCCUCAAAAGUAUCAAAAGUUCAAAAUGCAUCAUCACCCCCAUCUACAUUAAAACCUAAAACUAUAUCUACAACUGCACCUAAAACUACGCCUACAUCAACAGCUGCAUCUACAAUCACACCUACAUCUAUACCUUCAACUACAUUAAGUACUACUUUUCAAAAUAAAAGUCAUGGGAAUAUAUCUUCAAGUAUUCCUAUUAAAAGUUCAUCUACAUUAACUGAAUCUACAAUUAUUUCUCUUUCAGCUACAUUGGGACCAUUUUUGGGAAUUAUUAUCCUUUUUAUAUUUGUGUAUAGAUUCACUCCUAUUGGCUCUUGGAUUGGUAAUCGUAGAUCAAAGAUAAAGAAAACACAGAGAAAAAAGAAGCAAGUACAAGUAGAUAAUGAAUCAAUAUUUGUAGGAUUUUCCGAUAAAAAAUCAGAGAUCAAUAUGAAAAACUUUCCAACAUGUAAUGAGAAAAACAGUUCCACGUGUAAAAUUGUAUUGGAAAAUGAAAAUAAUGAAAGAAAUAUAGAAACAAAAAGUAAUAUUGCAGAAAGAAGGAAAAAGUUAAAAUGGAAGGCUGUAAUUGAAGUGCAUAUGAUGGUAUUAGAGGAGUUCCAAAAAGAGGAGUGGGAAUUGAAUAGAAGAGAAUUUCUAAAAAUUUGUUUGGAAGAAUUUAAAGAAGGCAUAUAUUCGGAUGUAAUUAAUAGACACUUGAUUAUGGAAGGAGAUCAAGAAAAAAUUGCUAGUAUUUUUUUAGAACAAAGACCACUAUGGAAAAUAUGGAUGGAAAGGAACAAUAAAUUGAUAGAGAAAUGGAAAAAGGAGCAAUGGUUUAAAAAUUUAAAGAAAGAAUGGAAAAAAGAGGUAAAUAAAUAUAUAACGUUGAUAGAAAAAGAAGAGAUAAUGAAAAACAAAAAAAAGGGAGCAAUUAACUCCAUGCUAGAGAAACAAAAAAUAAUAUGGAAAAAAUGGAUACAAAAGCAAAAUAAGUUGCAUACUUUUGAUGACGAAGAAUUGUUAAAACAAUUGUUAGUAGAAUAUGAAACAGAAGAAGAAAUGAAAAAAAAUGUGGAAGCAAUAUAUAGAGAAAAAAUAAGAAUAGAUAUAGAGGAGAAGGAUAAAGCAUUUAAGGAUUCAAACAAAAAUGAAUUAUUAUCUAGAUUAAAGAUAGAGAUACACAUGAUGGUAUUAGAUGAAUGCAAAAAAGAGGAAUGGAUAAGGAACAAAAAAGAAUUUUUUAAAAUAUGCAUAGGAGAAUUAAAAUUACAGGAUAAUUCCGAUGAAAAAGAACUUUUAGAAAUAGAAGAAGAAAUAAUGAAAAGCAUUACAUUAAAAAAAAAAAAAAAGGAAUUAGAGAAAUUUAAAAAAGAAAAAUGCUUUAUUGAAUUGAAGCAAGAAUGGAUGAAUAAUGAAAAGAAAUAUAUAGAAGAAGUGAAUAAAGAAAACUUAUUAGGAAAUAAUGAAGAGAGAGUUGAAAAUCCUAUGCUACAAAAGCAAAAGAUUAUAUGGAAGAAACAUUGGGAAGAAAUGCAUGAGAAGUUAAAGAAUGAAAAUAAAAAUGAAUCCUUUAUAAAGUUCAUGGACGAGUACAAUAAAAAAGUCAUUAAAAAAGAAGCAGAUGAAAUUAACGUAGUAGAAAAAAAUAUAAAAGAGGAUGAAAUUGAAAAAGAAAAAAAAAAAGAAGAGUACAUACAAUUAGAGAAAAAAGAGGAAACAAAAAUGAAACAUAUGGAAAGAAAGGUAGAAGAAGUAAGAAAAAGGAGUAAUUAUAUGACAUUGAAAAAGAAGCCGAAGAGAAAAACUAUAAUAGAAAUACAUAUGGUAAUAAUGCAGGAUUGUAAACAGGAGGAAUGGGAAUUAAACAGAGCAGAAUUUUUAGAAAUUUGCUUGAAUGAAUGGUUAAAAUGUGAGGAUUUAACUGAAGACGUAAUGGACAA